AAUUCAACUUCUAUCAAUAUGGAUCACCAAACCGAAAAAGCCUUCCAAAAGCAACCUGGAAUUUUCCAAAACUCCAAGGACACCAAGAAGCGUAACCAACGUUGGUACAAGGAAGUUGGUUAUGGUUUCAAGACCCCAAAGGAAGCCAUCAACGGUACCUAUAUUGAUAAAAAGUGUCCCUUCGUUGGUGAAGUCAACAUUCAAGGUCGUAUCCUCACUGGUGUUGUCGUCUCCACCAAGAUGAAGCGUACCAUCAUCGUCCGUCGUGAUUACCUUCACUACGUCCCCAAGUACAACCGUUACGAAAAGCGUCACAGCAACGUCGCUGCUCACAUCUCUCCUGCUUUCGAUAACGCCGCUGUCGAAAUUGGUGAUAUGGUUACCAUUGGUCAAUGUCGUCCUCUUUCCAAGACCGUUCGUUUCAACGUUGUUAAGGUCACCAAGGCUAAGAGUGCUUCCAAGUCUUUCUCCAAGUUCUAAAUUAGAUAAUGCUAUUUAAUUUAUGAAUAAAACAGUAGUAACUUUACUAUAAAGACUCUUUUUUAACAUUUUAUAUGUGUCGGUCUUUCUAAAACUCACCAUAUGAUUUCCGAUAUAUACGAACCUUAGAUUUUGUGCAGGGAGCUUAUUUUUACACUUCUUAUACAGGAGCGUGCAUGAGAUCGAUUCCUAUUUUAAUUUGAUCUUUUCGCUUCAAGGUUUGCUUGUGCGCCAAUCGAUGUGUAGAAAUAGCUUUGAAUAAGGCUGAAAACAGAAGG
Molecule: messenger RNA, 758 nt
Organism: Mycotypha africana
Lineage: Eukaryota; Fungi; Mucoromycota; Mucoromycetes; Mucorales; Mycotyphaceae
Product: RPYS18 protein
Exons: 3
Coding region: 19-480 (153 amino acids)
Biological process (GO): translation
Cellular component (GO): ribosome; cytosolic small ribosomal subunit
Molecular function (GO): structural constituent of ribosome
Source: RefSeq, a predicted model, not a curated record